GACUCCAGAAAGUACUACCACAGAGACCACAACAACAGAAAGCACAACAACGGACAUUACGACAACAGAAAGUACCACAACUGGUACCACAACUCCAGAAAGUACAACAGUGGAAACCACAACAACAGACACUACAACAACAGAAAGUACCAGCACCGUUACCACAGCUCCAGAAAGUACAACAACAGACACUACAACAACAGAAAGUGAAACCACUGGCACCACAACUCCAGAAAGUACUACUACAGAGACCACAACAACAGAAAGCACCACAACGGACAUUACGACAUCAGAAAGUAGCACCUCUGGUACCACCAGUCUAGAAAGUACAACAGCAGAGACCACAAUAACAACAGACAGCACCACAAUGGAUACUACAACAACAGAAAGCACCACCACUGGUACCACAACUUCAGAAAGUUCAACAGCAGAAACUUCAACAACAACUGAAAGCAUCACAACCGAUACUACAACUACAGAAAGCACAACUGAAUCCACAACAACAGAAAGUACAACAAUAACAGAAAGUACCACGAUGGGUAGUCCAACAACAGAGAGCACUACCAUCGUUACCACAACUCCAGAAAGUACAACAGUGGAAAUCACAACAACAGACGCUACAACAUCAGAAAGUUCCACCACCAUUACCACAACUCCAGAAAGUACAACAGCAGAGACCAAAAUAACAACAGACAGCACCACGAUGGAUACUACAACAACAGAAAGCACGACCACCGGUACCACAACUUCAGAAAGUUCAACAGCAGAAACUUCAACAACAACAACUGAAAGCAUCACAACAGAUACUACAGCUACAGAAAGCACAACUGAAUCCACAACAACAGAAAGUACCACCACCACUACCACAACUCCAGAAAGUACAACAACAGAAAGCACCACAAUGGAUACUACAACAACAGCAAGCACCACGACUGGUAGCACAACUCAAGAAAGUACAACAACAGAGACCACAACAGCAGAAAGCACCACAACAACAGACAGCACCACAAUGGACACUACAACAACAGAAAGCACCACGACUCCAGAAAGCACCACAAUGGAGACUACCACAAAAGAAAGUGCAACCACUGGCACCACAACUCAAGAAAGUACUACCACAGAGACCACAACAACAGGAAGCACCACAACGGACAUUAUGACAACAGAAAGUACCACCACUGGUACCACCACUCUAGAAAGUACAACAGCAGAGACAACCGUAACAACAGACAGCACCACAAUCGAUAUUACAACAACAGAAAGCACCACCACCGGUACCACAACUUUUGAAAGUACAACAGCAGAAACUUCAACAACAACUGAAAGCAUCACAACCGAUACUACAACUACAGAAAGCACAACUGAAUCCACAACAACAGAAAGUACCACGAUGGGUAGUACAACAACAGAAAGCACCACCACUGGUACCACAACUCCAGAAAGUACAACAGCAGAAACUUCAACAACAACUGAAAGAAUCACAACAGAUACUACAACUACAGAAAGCACAACUGAAUCCACAACAACAGAAAGUACCACGAUGGGUAGUACAACAACAGAAAGCACUACCAUCGGUACCACAACUCAAGAAAGUACAACAACAGACGCGACAAAAACAGACAGCACCACUAUUGAUACAGCAACAACAGGAAGCACCACCAUCGGUACCACAACUUCAGAAAAUACAACAACGGAGACGGCAACAUCAGAAAGCACCAAAACAGAUGGAACAACAGACAGCACCACCAUCGGUACCGAAUAAAAAUACAUUUUAAAUGAAUGGAAACGGUAACAAUCCAUGAGUGCUGUUUUACUAUUAUUUAUGUUAUUUUAAAUAACUAAUCUUAUAAUUUAAAUCAUCCUUCUGUAACCAUAUGUGAAGAUUUUGCAUUAUAUAUAAUAAUUAAUUAAUGAAUUAAUUAAGUUAUCCUUACAUUACACUGAUAAAAUAUCUAAAGAAUCAAGAAUAUAUCCACAGCAUAAAAUUGAAGUGUUCAGGAGUAAGUAGAAAGUACCACAACAGAGACCACAACAAGCACCACCAGCAGCACCACAAUUCCAGAAAGUACAACAACAGAUACCACAGCUGCAAAAGCACCACAACAACUAAAAGCACCUUAAAAGUCACUACAAUAGAAAGUAUCACCAAUGGUACCACAACUGCAGAAAGUACAACACUACAAAGCAUGUAAAAUGUAAAAAUCACUUCAGUGUGUUCGU
Messenger RNA from Sinocyclocheilus anshuiensis, 2220 nucleotides. Its product is annotated as mucin-22-like. The transcript is spliced from 4 exons. The record is from RefSeq and is a predicted model, not a curated record. Bases 368 to 1762 code for a protein of 464 amino acids. NCBI's taxonomy places the organism in Eukaryota, Metazoa, Chordata, Actinopteri, Cypriniformes, Cyprinidae.